CUCUCGCCGUCUCCUCCCAGAAAUCAGACCGACCUUUCAAAAAUAAAAUCAGAUCGAGAUUAGGGCAAGCCGCUGAAUUCUUCCGAUUCGGCGGCGCCGGCCGGCGGGGACUCGGCCGCUGCUUGUGGCGACGACAUGGGAGACGAGGAGCGGGAGGACCAGCAGCCGGUGGCGCGGCUCCCUGUUGACUUGCUCGCCGAAGUCCUCCGCCGCGUCCCUCCGCGCUGGCUCGCCGCCUCCCGCUGCGUCUGCAGGGCCUGGCGCGACGCCGUCGACGGCCGUCGCCUCCUCCGCGCCGACCUGCUCCCGCUCUCCGUCGCCGGUCUCUUCAUCCACCUGGACGACCACUUGUUCCCGGAGUUCCUCUCCUGCCCCUCCAACUCCUCCUCGUCCCGUGCCGUCAGCGGCAGGCUCGACUUCCUGCGCUCCGUCAACCCUAAUUACGACCCGAACGCUCUUCCUAUCGGCGCCACCGUCGGCACUUGCUGGGAGGACGCCGGCGAUUGGCGCGACUAUCGCGUUCUGGAUCACUGCAAUGGGCUCCUCCUGCUUCAGCAAUGGGUGGUUAACCCUGCCACAGGAUGGUGGGAUACUUUGCCCCCGAGUCCUGCAAAGCCAGACAGUUGGAAUUUGCAGAACCGCGAGCAUCUAGUCUAUGAUCCCAUGAUAUCACCUCACUACGAGGUGUUCAUUAUCCCCUGUCUGGAUAAUUACAAUGGUCAUCGGGGAGAUGGCCCGUUGCUGGAGGAGUCUGAAUGGCCACCAUCUCUGUGCAAGAUGCAUGUCUUCUCGUCGAGGUCAGGUUGUUGGGAGGAGAGGUUUUUCGCCCGGCAAGGAGAUGCCGCAGGGGCUGCCAGUGAGAUGCGAGUAAUUUGGGAGCAAUAUUCGGCCGCCUAUGUGCGAGCAACACUUUAUGUAUGCUAUGUAGCUGGUUUUGUUAUGAGGAUAUGCUUAACUGAUAAUACGUAUCGUGUAAUUAAAUCACCAAUGGAUGCAAAAUGGGAGCUCUAUCCGUAUCUUGGUGUUGUAAGAUCAGAAAAGGGAGUGUAUUUUGUGGCACUCAAUAAUGGUUGGCUUCGGGUUUGGAUCCUUGACGAAUCGGGUGAUGAGAUUGAGUGGAUGUUGAAGCAUGAAAAAUACCUUAAGCCCAUGGCAGCGCGUCUCCGAUUUCAUGGCCGAUUUCAUGGUGACUGGAUCUUAGAAGAUAUUAACUACAACUUAUUUCAUUAUGAUGCUAAAACCAAUGACAAGACUGACAAUUUCUAUUUGGAAGACAACAAGAAAGCAAUAGUUGUUGAAAAUGUUGAACGGAAUUUCAACAUUGAUAAUGCUCUUGGCAAUGGAGACAUGGUUGAAGAUUUCUAUGACUACAAGAAAGCAAUAGUUGAAGAGAAAUUUGAAUGCAACUGGGCCAAUGAUGAUGACAAUGUCAAAAACAAAGACAUGGUUAAAGACUUCUACUUGGAAGACAGCAAGAAAACUGAAGUGACAGAGAAUGUUGAGUGGAACUUUAACUAUGAUAGUGUUCUUGGUAGUGUAGAUGAAGUUGAAGAGUAUCUUUGGUAUGAUAUCAAGAUACUCGGGUUUCACCCAUACAAAGAGAUUGUCUUCAUGACUACUGAUUCACUGCAAACAGGAUAUGCCUACCAUUUGAAUAGCUCAAAGAUAGAAGGCUUAGGCAAUAUAUACCCAAGGGAUCUUUUGUUUUUCAAAGAGUUAGUUAAUGAACGGGAGAACAUUCUAUCUUGUUUCCCAUACACCCCUUGUUGGAUUGAUGAGCUCCCUAGAAACAAUUAGUCUACAGCUUCAUCUUAAACAACAACCUAUGUUUGUAGGCAGGGAUUUAUAUCUACCGGAAAUAUUUACAAUUAUGUUUGAUUUCUGCUGUGAGUGAUAUUAUUAUGUAAUCAGUACUGCUUACUAUGGUAGAGAUAUAGUAAAGUAGAGAUUACAUAA
Brachypodium distachyon (stiff brome) is the source of this 1956-nucleotide messenger RNA. RefSeq lists its product as uncharacterized. Lineage: Eukaryota; Viridiplantae; Streptophyta; Magnoliopsida; Poales; Poaceae. Bases 136 to 1797 code for a protein of 553 amino acids. The record is from RefSeq and is a predicted model, not a curated record. Gene Ontology annotation, molecular function: protein binding. The transcript has 2 exons.